This is a messenger RNA of Daphnia carinata, 1586 nucleotides long. RefSeq lists its product as uncharacterized. The record is from RefSeq and is a predicted model, not a curated record. Lineage: Eukaryota; Metazoa; Arthropoda; Branchiopoda; Diplostraca; Daphniidae. Gene Ontology annotation, molecular function: peptidyl-prolyl cis-trans isomerase activity. Bases 61 to 1542 code for a protein of 493 amino acids. Gene Ontology annotation, biological process: protein peptidyl-prolyl isomerization. The transcript has 5 exons.
UUUUAAAGAACUUGUCAACCUGGACUCCAAACAAGGAAAAAAAAAGAAAGAAGAAAGAAAAUGGAGGGUAGUGACGAAUUGGCUGAAAUUGGUCUGAAAAAGCUUUUCGUCACCUGUAAGAGUCAGUUGCACGGAGACCUGAGUAAGCAGAGAGAGGUUGAACUAACAUGGAAAGCUAUUGAAAAUGCCCUUCAAGGUCUUCUGCAACAAGUUAGCAGUUGUUGUAAAGAGAAUGAAAAACAAACAAAGAUACUGCAAAAACAAUUGAAGGAAGUAGAAGGCCAUUUGAGUGUGUCGUCAGAAGAGAAGCGGUCUUCAGAUGAAAGGGAAAAGUUGUUCCAAAAGUACAAUAAGCUAUUAACCUAUUCCAAAAUCAAUGCCAAGAAAACGUCGGAGCAAUUGGUGACGUUUGGAUCCAUCCGCAACGCUGUCGUGUCAAUGGACGUAAAGACUUCCGAUGGAAAAAAGCUGGCCAUUCCCUUGUUUGAUGCGGCACUUCUUAAUUUUCCCUCUGAAGGGCCAAGCGAACAGGAUACAAAACUUUUAACGUCUUUGUCAUUUUUGAUUCUUUCGGCCACGAAGAAGGAGCACUGGAAUAUGUCUAUGGCUGUUACUCCAUCCGAACCGGACAAGACGCCCAAGAACCAAACAAAGGCAGAAGUCGCUUCAAAAGAAGAUAAUCAAGAUAAAAAUUUUGGGAAAAACAAGAACGAAAAAGCUAAAAUCGGAGAGAGCAUGGGCAAAACUUCAGGGGAAUCGAAACCAAAAUUUGCGGGUGGAAAAGAAUCCGAAUUAAAGACACCCACAGAACAAACCAUUAAGGGUGGUAAAGGAGCCCGCCCGAAAGCUCCUAACGAGAAGCAAACGUGGAAAACAGACAAGGCUGCACCAGUUUUCGGUUCUAACAAACCGACUGAUCAAAGGAAACCGCAUGUAAAUCAUCCAAGUAAAACAGGAAAUUUUAUCCCCCUAUUAGCCCCACCACAGCAAAACGCGUUUUAUGCAACCGUGCCACCACCAAACUUGCCACCUACUGUUUUUAACACUCCACCAGAGAGGCCGUUCAAACAGUUGCAUAACAAAAAGGCAUUUUUGGCUAUAGCAGUAAAUGGGAAACAGUACGGAAAGGUCAUCUUUGAAAUUCGACCAGACGUGGCACCUGUUAUGUGCGAAAAAUUCAUUCAAUGCUGUUCAUCUACGGAAGGGCUAUCGUACCAAGGAACCGUAAUCUAUCACGUAAAACCGAAAACAUUAAUAAUGGGCAGAAAAAGUCGGGGGCAGGACUCGUUGUACAUGGCGGAUGAGUCUCCAUUGAAAAAGACGCGAGGCGCUAUAUCUUUCCAACUGAAACGUGACUACUCCUUGGUUAAAUGCUGCAUCGUAUCGACCGAUUUCACUAUUCACCUUGACGAUGAAAAAGUUAACCAUAGAACUUCAACCGUCUUUGGUUACGUCUGCGAUGGUUUGGCUGUCUGUGAUGCCAUUAGCCACAUGGAUUAUGAAAAAGAUCAUAUUGUCGUAUGCGCAGCGGGGCUGGAGUGAGGGCUAGGGAUUUUAUUUGGUAGCCCUUACCAAUUCCUUUGACG